Messenger RNA from Aspergillus welwitschiae, 396 nucleotides. RefSeq lists its product as uncharacterized. The record is from RefSeq and is a predicted model, not a curated record. The coding region runs from base 5 to 241 and encodes 78 amino acids. The transcript has a single exon. Lineage: Eukaryota; Fungi; Ascomycota; Eurotiomycetes; Eurotiales; Aspergillaceae.
CUGAAUGCUACGAUCGAUCUGUCUAUCUCUGGUUACUACUCUCCCCACCGUCCAUGAUCCCCGGAUUCCGCCGUCAACCCUCCCGUCUAUCUGUCAGUUUCAAUGUGGGGGAUGCCUUUUCCGUCAAGUGAAUUUGGUCUUGUUGACGGUGUUUCGUAUCCUAGACCUCCAGACAUUCGCCCGUACUCUCCCGGCACCAUCGACCGUUGAUACUAGCCUUCGCAACCACCGUCCCGUAUAGCUAGCUAGCUUCCUAUCUUCUGGUGAUUGGUAUCGCUGGAAUCUCUUGAAGGCAUAUUGUUAUCGCAUUCCUGACAGGGCAUUAUUCUCUUUCCCUGCAUCCGCUUUGCCGGUCAAGGCAUGUUGGCACUGUCUUUCGGCGCUGCUCUCAUUCAA